CGCACUCUCCUUCCUUUCCCCUUCUUUUCUCCCUCUCCUUCUGAAAGGCUGCUUAGCUUUCUCGCUUUCUUUCCCCAUCUGUUCCACGCACUUUCGCUCACAGCAGCGGCAUCACGAUGAAGCAUCUCCGUCGAGGGCCCAGCCAGGGGCGUCGGCAUCUAAGCUCUCGGCACUUAUGGCCUCUACUCGCCUUUGCCAUUGGUACUGUUGUUAUUCCGCCGGUGUGUGGGCUCAACAAUGGUUUGGCGAGGCAGCCGCCGAUGGGGUGGAGCAGCUGGAAUGCGUACAAGUGCGACAUCAGUGAGGACAUCAUCAAGGGCAAUGCCGACAGGCUCAUUGAGCUGGGGCUCAGGGACCUGGGAUACCAGUAUGUGGUCGUCGAUGACUGCUGGCAGGUACAAUCGUGGGUGGGGUGGGCCACUGCACUGCACAUUGGUCUGCACUGCAUCACUCUCAUGAUGCCAGCCAUUCAUUGGUCCCUCUCUGUCCGUGGCUUUCCGUCUGCAGGAGAGGAACGGCCGCGACGAGAGUGGCAGGAUCAUCACUAACAACAAGACCUUCCCCAGCGGCAUCAAGCCCCUCUCGCACUACAUGCACUCCCAUGGUCUCCGGUUCGGCAUCUACUCGGACGCCGGCAAGCAGACGUGUCAGGGGAGGCCGGGGGGCCUGGGCUACGAGGACAUCGAUGCCCGCACGUAUGCCCAGUGGGGAGUGGACUUCGUUAAGUAUGACAACUGCUGGAACGGAUUCCUGCCCUAUCUCGAUAGGUGAGCGGUGGAAUGGAGGGGGCAGUGGUGAUGCACGGCCAUGUGGAUGGUUCCCUUUAUCUGUUGCCUCCCCAGGUAUGGUGCGAUGCGUGACGCGUUGAAUCGCACUGGUCGUUUGAUGGUGUACUCGACGUGUGAGAAGCACAGCAAUCCCUGGGAGUGGGGGGCCGACAUGUCCAACCAGUGGAGAAUCGGUGUGGACUUGUUCGACACAUGGGAGUCACUUGUGAGAGUGGCUGACGAUGGAAUAGGCAUCGCACACUUCUCAGGUCAGCCAGCCAGUGAACACACACACACAGCAUCUGCCACUCACUGGCAUGUGUGUGUGUGUGUGUGUGCUGUUCCUUCCUUGAUCAGGUCCUGGGGGCUGGAACGACUUUGACCUGCUGCAGGUGGGCAACGGCGGCAUGCAGUUCCAGGAGUACCGUGCCCAGUUUGCCGUGUGGUCCAUCGUCAAGUCGCCCCUCAUGAUAUCCACCGACCUGUUCAAGAUCUCCCCCCGAGACCUCUCCACACUCAAGGCGCGCGAGCUGAUUGCCGUCAACCAGGACCCUCUCGCCAUCGCCGGCGAUGUCGUGAGGCAGCAGGGGCCCGACAUCGUCUACGGCGGCCCCCUCGCCGACGGCAGCCGUGCGGCCGUCAUGUGGAACCGUCGGUGGCACUUCAACUGGCCGCUGAAUGACUGCGAGCACCCGAGUGGCAACGGCACCAGCUCCACCCCGGGGCUCUGUGGACCGCUAUCGGUGGGCCGCAACAUGACGCUCAGGUUUGAGUGGCUGGGCGGGGGGAGCGAGAACAGAUGGCCCAACGCUGAGCACUUCCACAGCGACACCAGGGCUCUGGUGCGCGACCUGUACGAGGAAGGAGACCUCGGCAUAUUCACAGGUGGGCGACCUGGAGGACAAAACAAUAAUAUAAUGCUCACUACUCGCGUGUCGGCCGUCGUCAUGGUGGCUCGGUGUGCGUACGGUAUGUUUGUGUGCAUACGGUAUAUUCAGGUGAGGUCACGCUGUUGGUGCCCAAUCGAGGCGUGAGGGCCCUGCGAGUCACACCUGUCCAUCAAGUGCAGCACGCCAGCAGCACCAGCACCAGCAAUCGGUCGUUCAGGCAGCAAGCGUCCAGAGAGACGACAGAAAUCAUGAUGUGAAUGGGC
Messenger RNA from Vitrella brassicaformis, 1920 nucleotides. Lineage: Eukaryota; Vitrellaceae. The record is from the annotation of a GenBank genome assembly.